AUGAAAGAUGCCAAGAUUACUAAGCAACCUAUAACUCAUCAAUUUCAGCAGUCAAAGAAUCAAAGUUCAAUUUCAAAGGAAGACAUUGAGUACAUGAACAAUAUACCAUAUUCUAAUGCAGUUGGGUCAAUUACGUACCUAAUGGUCUGUACUCGACCUGACUUAGCACAUGUUAUGAGUGUACUUAGUAAGUAUAUGGCUAGCCCAGGAAAAGAAUAUUGGCAGGCUAUGAAGUGGACUCUUAGAUACCUAGCAAGCACUGCUAAGGUUGGUCUGAUCUACAAAAGAAAACAUUCAAUUACAGAUUUGGAAGGAUACUGUGAUGCAGACAAUGCAGGGGACAGAGACAGCAAGAGAUCGAUUUCAGUUUAUUUCUUUCUAAUUGGAGGUAAUUGUGUAAGUUGGAAGGUUCAAAUACAACCUGUGGUUGCUCUAUCUACAACUGAAUCUGAAUACAUAGCAGUGACAGAGGUUAUUAAGGAAGCACUUUGGCUAAGAGGAUUACUAGAAGAAGUAAUUGGGUACAAGAAGACUCCUACAAUGUACUCGGACAGCCGUAGUUGUAUGCACUUGUGUAAAAAUCUUGUCUUUCAUGACAGGACCAAACAUGUGGAGAUAAAAUACCAUUUUAUAAGAGACAAGAUAACUGAAGGACAUGUUUCUAUUCUAAAGGUUCCUACAGAAGAGAACCCAGCAGAUAUGGGUACUAAGGUAGUAACUCUACACAAAUUCAAGCUUUGCAUGAAUUUGCUGGGAGUAGACUAUGGAGGAUAA
This is a messenger RNA of Humulus lupulus (European hop), 774 nucleotides long. Its product is annotated as secreted RxLR effector protein 161-like. The record is from RefSeq and is a predicted model, not a curated record. The coding region runs from base 1 to 774 and encodes 257 amino acids. NCBI's taxonomy places the organism in Eukaryota, Viridiplantae, Streptophyta, Magnoliopsida, Rosales, Cannabaceae. The transcript has a single exon.